Gymnogyps californianus (California condor) is the source of this 1936-nucleotide messenger RNA. It is a transcript of the gene CCM2, whose product is annotated as CCM2 scaffold protein. NCBI's taxonomy places the organism in Eukaryota, Metazoa, Chordata, Aves, Accipitriformes, Cathartidae. The transcript is spliced from 10 exons. Bases 1 to 1344 code for a protein of 447 amino acids. Gene Ontology annotation, biological process: heart development; vasculogenesis. The record is from RefSeq and is a predicted model, not a curated record.
AUGGAGAACGAGCCUGGAAUAGUGUCUCCUUUCAAACGAGUCUUCCUGAAGGGCGAAAAAGGUCGGGAUAAAAAAGCCCAGGAGAAGGUUACGGAGAGACGGCCUCUGCAUACGGUGGUGGUGUCCCUGCCUGACCGCGUCGAACCAGACGUGCUGCUGAAUGACUACAUCGAGAAAGAAGUGAAGUAUUUAGGUCAACUCACAUCCAUCCCAGGGUACCUGAAUCCCUCCAGCCGCACGGAAAUCCUGCAUUUGAUCGAUAAUGCAAAGAGAGCGCACCAGCUCCCGGGGCAGCUGACCCAAGAACACGAUGCUGUCAUCAGUCUCUCUGCCUACAACAUCAAGCUGGUGUGGAGGGAUGGAGAAGAUCUCAUCCUCAGGGUCCCCAUCCAUGACAUCGCGUCCGUUUCCUACAUCCGAGAUGACUCCUCUCACUUGGUCGUGCUGAAGACAGCUCAGGACCCUGGGAUCUCCCCAAGCCAGAGCCUCUGUGCCGAGAGCUCCAAAGCGCUUACUUCAGGCUCGCUGUCUGAGAGCGGGGUGGUUCCUGUCGAAGCUUGUUGCUUGGUGGUCCUGGCUACAGAGAACAAAGUGACUGCCGAGGAGCUGUGCUCACUUCUCAGCCAAGUCUUCCAGAUUGUUUACACUGAGUCCACGAUAGACUUCUUGGACCGAGCAAUAUUCGAUGGGGCGUCCACGCCGACGCGGCACAUGUCCUUACACAGCGACGACUCUUCUACAAAAGUGGAUGUUAAGGAACCUUACGAAACGGAAGCAAGCACUUUUUCCUUUCCAGAAACCUUGGAUGCAGGUGACAACUCCCCCUCUUCCUUCUCCACACAACAGUCUCCGCACGUUAAGACAGUCAGUGAGAGCGAGCUGAGCACCACGGCGACGGAGCUGCUCCAGGACUAUAUGAUGACGCUCCGAACGAAACUCUCUUCCCAAGAGAUCCAGCAGUUCGCAAUGCUCCUGCACGAGUAUCGCAAUGGGGCUUCGAUCCACGAAUUCUGCAUCAACCUGAAGCAGCUCUACGGGGACAGCAGAAAGUUCCUGCUCUUAGGUCUUCGCCCCUUCAUCCCCGAGAAAGACAGCCAACACUUUGAGAACUUCCUCGAGACCAUCGGGGUGAAGGAUGGCCGGGGCAUCAUCACAGACAGUUUCGGGAGGUACAGGCGGACUCUCAGCACCACCUCCAAUUCCACCACCAACGGCAACGGCGCUGCCGGCAGCUCGGAUGACCAGUCCGUCCCUUCGGAGGAGGACGAGUGGGACCGAAUGAUUUCGCACAUCAGCAACGACAUCGAAGCCCUGGGGUGCAGCAUGGACCGCGAUUCCUCCUGAGAGCGAGCUGGGGGAGGACGGCCCCGGCAGCUCCCCGCGCCGGGGAAGGGGGGUGCUCGCUCCGGCACCCUCCCACCCUCUCGGAGAGACCCCGCAGCGGCGCCUGUAUCCUGACCGUCAUUCUGGAAGAGGUUUUGGGGCUAGAUCAGGAUGUAAUUACUCUCCCAGCCUUGUUAAUGGCUCCAAGUGGCCGUUGGCAGGCGGCCGGUGCCCUCUCACCGUGCCGGCACGCUGCGGCGGAGGACCCCGGGGCAGGAGCCCGGCCUGCAGCCGUCCCUGGUUUGGUUUUGCCGGCGCAGCGGGGAGCGAGGCCGGGGAGACAAGUCAGCUACAACCCUCUGCCUGGUUUACAGUUUUGCACAUGGUAUCCCUAUUGUAACUGCUCUCCUCCUCCUCCUCCUCUUCUUCCUCCCCCUGUUUUUGAAUGAAGUUUACCACAAUGUGAAUUAUUUAAACCUAUUGUCGAUGUUGUUGAAACAUUUCGGCUCCAGACCCGCAGGAGAAGCUGCCGAUGCUGCGGCGGUAACAGAUGCCGGCCGCACCGUGAGCUUUGUGCUUGGGCUGCCGCAGCCCGGCCCGCAAACCCCGUUCC